This is a messenger RNA of Acanthopagrus latus (yellowfin seabream), 2747 nucleotides long. RefSeq lists its product as uncharacterized. The transcript has 2 exons. Gene Ontology annotation, molecular function: DNA-binding transcription activator activity, RNA polymerase II-specific; RNA polymerase II cis-regulatory region sequence-specific DNA binding. NCBI's taxonomy places the organism in Eukaryota, Metazoa, Chordata, Actinopteri, Spariformes, Sparidae. Gene Ontology annotation, cellular component: nucleus. The record is from RefSeq and is a predicted model, not a curated record. Bases 300 to 1868 code for a protein of 522 amino acids. Gene Ontology annotation, biological process: regulation of transcription by RNA polymerase II.
GCGAGGCGAAUCCCUGGACAUUUGGCCGUCGAUGCGCGCCAUCCGUAGAAGAAGAGGAUGGGUCUUUCCUCCGUUUUUUUUUUAUGUGCUCUGGCUAACAGGCUAGCCGCUACCUGCCCGUCCAAAUUACCGGCAAGUUAGUCCGAUUCUGAAUGUCUCACAAAAGGACAAUCAACGAGCGGUUCGCGUUCUUUUGCAAGUACAUGCCGGGAUAUUGACACGGCGGGACUUUGGUUUAAAUGUGAAGCAGGUUAGGAGCUCUACGGGGGGUCCACAUCGUCAGUGAGCACAUCCACAGCAUGAUCAUGGCGACUGGGAGGUUUAAGCUGCAAAAUGUCAUGGACGAUGGCCUGAGCAGAGACUUGAUGGAUGCUGGUCGGUUUUGCUUCAGCUGUGAGCAGAUCUUUGCAAAUCGGAAGUGCCUGGAGGAACAUGUGUGUUCUGCUGCAAGUUUCAUAUGCUCCUGUGGAACGGAGUUUACUGAAUACACAGACAUGGAGGAGCACAGCACAACACAUGAACCUGGGCACCAGGUGCUGGAUCAUGAAACAAUAAGGAAGCGCAGAUAUGAGAAGCGCAUGGAGGAGGAGAGGCAGCUGAAAAGACUGCAGACAGGUGAGGUUGUGUGGAAGGCACCUAAAAUGGACAAUGUGGCAUCAAUUUCAUUGCCAGUGAAGCCUAAGUUCCAAGUUUCCAUGCAGUCUGCAUCGAUUCCACAAGUGCCUGAAUCGUACCCCUCGCCGUCACAAGAACCUUUCCCAAAUCCUUUUUCCUCUUCACCAGACAUGAAGAAUAUUUUUGCAAAUGUAGGAGCGCCAACAGUGGAUCUUUGGACACUUUACCAGCCAGUUGUGUUAAUUAAAACGGUUCGCAAAUUCAACAAGAAAAGGCCUUACACUUGUGGUAAAUGUGGGCAGGGUUUUAUGACAAAGACCUCUCUCAUAUCCCAUCACAGCUCCCAUGUCACAGAUAAAGUUUCUGGUUGUAUAGGAUGCGGGCUGCUGCUCUCCAGCAAGAAGUUAGUGCCUCGCUUCCAUGUUUGUAACUCACCCAACAAUGCUACUAAAUUCAGAAUCAUCACUGCAGAUCCAUUGAAGCCAAAUCCAGCACAGAGUCAGAAGCCAAGAGUGUGGGAUCCUCAGACUACUGCCUUUCUACAGGCGAAAAGCCAGAAUCAAAGUGUACCGAAUAAAGUCAGUCAGGUAUCUUGUGUCACUUCAACCCUGCCGUUGAAAAAUCAGAAUAUCACAACAUACAAUCGAAACAAUCAGGGGAUCAGUGUUGCUCUGUCCCGGCAGUCAAAGAGCCCAAGUCCCAUUUCGUCCAAAUUCCAUGGCACCACCUCCUUUCUACAGAAGAGCCACAGUCCAAGUCCUAUUAGAUCUUAUGAAAGCAGCCAGGGACUUCCUGUCGCUCUCUCUGGGACAUCCAUAAAGUCUGCAUCAGGUUUAGCAAGCAAACCAACAAAGACGCCCUCUGCAUCGAAUGGAUUCACAUGUCGAGUGUGUCAUAUUUCUUUUGAUUCUGCUCAUCUGCUUCAGAGGCACAAGUGCGCCAAAGCACAGGAGUUUAUGGCACAGCAUGGGCGUGCUGGCAAGCAGCAAUUAAAAAUAAGGAGCGUGACACCAAUGGUGAGCUCAAAUUUCACUCAGGUGAAUGGUGAAAGAAAGCUUGGUGCUCCAGCUUCUGGAAACAUCAAGAAGAACCAAAUCAUGGCCGUCACUUUGGACAAAGGGCAAGGGGCGGCUCCUGCGAAUGGGAAAAUAGGAGCAGACCUAGAAGAUGAUUGUUACAUUGUUGAAAGUGGACCAGACAAACCUGCUGAGAUGAUUUACCAAGUAACCUCCUCUGUCCCUAUCAAGACUUGACAAUAUUAGAGAGAUGCAUCCAGUUUGCAUGUCACAUUUUAUGUUGAUAAUGGACCAAGUGCUUAAAGAUAGUAGUUUCCUGGUUGAAAACAUCUACUUGUUUAAGUUCAUCGCACAGGAACGUAAUGCCCCCCCAAACUAUGCUCGAAGCUAGAGACAUUAAGAGAGUUGUGAAAAUGAACACGCAUUUCUUUAUGCUGGGUUAGGGUUAGGGUUAAAAUUUCUUUUUAUCUGUAAACAGCCCAAUAUUGACUUUCCAAAAGUCUAAAGUAGUCUCCCUACAACUGUUAUAAAACAUGUAAAUUUAAUAAAGUUUUAUUGAAAUGUAUGUGCAUGGUUUACCCAUGUUUGGUUGGAUAACCAGGUACUGUAUUGUAGUUGGUUUUUUUUUAAAUAUGUUUUUAGUAUGACCAGAAUGUGUUGUGAGGAUGUGGGAGAUGGGCCACAGUACCAUGCGUGUUCUCUCCAGCUUUGUCAGACUGCAAGAGUACAGUAUAUGUUGUAUUAAACUAUAUUUUCAAACUUUGUGUGUGUGUUCAUGCGAUAAUAUAGCAUGUUGUGUUGACAACAAGGUAAAUCAUAUGAUAAAUGGACUGAAUGUAAAGACCUUUUUAACCUCAGAUAUACUGUUUUACAUUUCAUGUGGACUUCCAACUGUCAGUCUACUUAAGUAUGGUUCAUGGUGUCUGACAAUUUAAAAAAAAAAAAAAAAAUUAUAUUAGAAUCCUAAAUUGAAGAUGCAGGAAUACAAAAAUGCAUAAGAAAAGAUCAACAGCAGGUGGGGAAAAAAUGGCAUUGUGGCCUUAAAAUCAUGUUCAUGGGCACAUUUCCGCAUAUAACCAAUAUUUAAACUAAAUGAAAAAUGCAAGGAGUGUAUAA